Gastrolobium bilobum is the source of this 2167-nucleotide messenger RNA. RefSeq lists its product as uncharacterized. Lineage: Eukaryota; Viridiplantae; Streptophyta; Magnoliopsida; Fabales; Fabaceae. Bases 233 to 1876 code for a protein of 547 amino acids. The transcript has 11 exons. Gene Ontology annotation, molecular function: protein binding. The record is from RefSeq and is a predicted model, not a curated record.
GGCAAAACAUGUGAUGUAAACCCCACUUUCUUCUUCCUUUGAUCUGCAACUGUAACAAGCAAAGGAAACCUCAAACGAAGCCAUUGUUGAACUAAAAAAGAAAAACACAAAAGGGAAAGAGGAUUCGAAGGACCAAAAGUGUUGAACUCAAUUGAAACCCUAGUUAUAGUAGAGUGAUGAUAGUAGUGUUAUGUCGUGAUCGUAUGUUGCGGUUCCCAUCGUAAUCGCCACCAUGAUCAACAACGGGAACGGCGUGAUUCCGAUGUCGUCUUCGUCGGGAACCGCACAACCCUCUGGUUUGAAGACAUAUUUCAAAACCCUCGAAGGCCGAUAUAAGCUUCACUACGAGAAGACUUACCCUUCCGGUCUUCUUCACUACGCCCAUGGCAAAACCGUUACUCAGGUAACUCUGGCACAUCUCAAAGACAAGCCCGCACCUUCAACUCCAACUGGGCAGUCUUUGAGUUUCAGUGCCAGCAGUGGUGUACGGUCCGCUGCAGCUAGAUUGUUGGGAGGAAGCAAUGGAAGCCGUGCUCUUAGUUUUGUUGGAGGAAAUGGUAGCAGCAAGAAUUUUGCUGGAAACACUAGGAUUGGUUCGAUUGGUGCCUCUAGUUCAAGUAAUUCAAUGGCUAAUUCGAAUUUUGAUGGGAAAGGAACUUACUUGAUCUUCAAUGUUGGGGAUGCAAUUUUCAUAAGUGAUUUGAAUUCUCAAGACAAGGACCCCAUAAAGUCUAUCCACUUCAGUAAUUCAAACCCCACAUGCCAUGCAUUUGAUCAGGAUUCAAAGGAUGGGCAUGAUUUGCUCAUUGGCUUGAGCACCGGUGAUGUUUACUCGGUGUCAGUGAGACAGCAAUUACAAGAUGUUGGUAAAAAGCUUGUUGGGGCCCAGCAUUACAACAAAGAUGGUUCUGUCAAUAACAGUCGUUGUACUUGUAUUGCUUGGGUGCCUGGAGGUGAUGGUGCCUUUGUUGUUGCUCAUGCUGAUGGGAAUUUGUAUGUAUAUGAAAAGAACAAAGAUGGUGCUGGUGAUUCUUCAUUCCCAAUUCUCAAAGAUCAAACACAAUUUUCUGUUUCCCAUGCACGUUACAGUAAGAGCAAUCCAAUAGCCAGAUGGCAUCUAUGCCAGGGUUCAAUUAACAGUUUUUCUUUCUCAACUGAUGGGGCAUACUUAGCAACAGUUGGAAGAGAUGGUUAUUUACGAGUGUUUGAUUACACAAAAGAACAACUUAUAUGUGGUGGGAAAAGUUAUUAUGGUGCUUUGUUAUGUUGUGCUUGGAGCAUAGAUGGAAAAUAUAUUUUGACGGGUGGAGAAGAUGAUUUAGUUCAAGUUUGGAGUAUGGAAGAUCGCAAGGUUGUGGCAUGGGGUGAGGGACACAACUCAUGGGUCAGUGGAGUGGCUUUUGAUUCAUACUGGUCAUCACCUAAUGCAAAUGACAAUGGCGAGACUGUUAGAUAUCGGUUUGGUUCUGUUGGUCAGGAUACGCAAUUGCUUCUGUGGGACAUGGAAAUGGAUGAGAUUGUAGUACCCUUGCGACGUCUUUCUUGUGGAUCCCCGACUUACAGUGCUGGAAGCCAGUCUUCUCACUUGGACACUGUUGUCCCAUUGGGUACCUUGCAACCUGCUCCUAGUAUGCAGGAUGUUCCAAAAAUCUCUCCACUGGUUGCCCACCGUGUCCAUACCGAACCACUUUCCGGCGUGAUAUUUACCCAGGAAUCUGUACUUACUGCUUGCCGGGAAGGGCACAUAAAAAUCUGGAUGAGACCUGUGGUUGCUGAUAGCCAAUCAUCAAUCAACUCUGAAACCUUUUUAGCUACUAGCCUCAAGGAGAAGCCUUCGAGUUCGAGUAAGAUGGGCAAUGCUAGCUAUAAACAUUGAACUAAAUCUUGGUAAUACUCCGAAGGGAAUUUUCAGCAAUUUUUGAUAUGGUUUGUUUUUCUUUUUUAUCCGGUUGGUUUCCUAAUUUUACCAUGCUGAUUGUAGUAAAGAUAAACCAACUGGUUCUAUUGUAUAUUCUGGGAUGAGCAUGCCGUUGAUGGCACUGUGGGGAUGUGAGGGUGAGUUCUCUCCCGCCUCCUACUGUAAGUAAAAAACCGGCUCAUUAGGGUAUGUCUGAUUACAGGAAUAAUGUGAAAUUGGUUCUUGGAGAUCUAUACUUUGGAGUCAAUA